AUGCACAUAACUUAAACUCAAAUCUUUGAAGUGAGUUAAGGCUCUGUUCUUCCAUCUCUCUCUGACUCUCUCUUUCACUGGGAUAAAGGUGCUUUCUCUUUCUCUUUUUCUUGCCACCCUUUCACUCUACACUGUACUAAAAACCAGUAAACAAAAGCUUCACAAUCCUCUGCCUCUCUCUCUCUCUCUCUCAUAUACACUGAUACACACACAAACAAACACGCGGCAGAAGUCUGUAAUGUCUUCGACCAUUAAAAACCAACUUUAUUUUAUACAAAUCUAAGCAAGACAAACACAUACCAAUAUCUCUGAGAAAACCCACCACUCUUACCUUCUCUGGCUGACUGGCUCCCCACUAUUACCACCUUCAGUUUCUCUGCUUUCUUCUUUCUCUCCCAUCCCAUCACGAACCCAAAGAAAACCCACGAAAAAGACAUUUUUUUUUUCCCUGUGUGUGUGUGUGUGUGUACACAUGCGGUCGAGAUUGCUCCUCCUUCAAUGAGUUUGGCUUCUUUUUAUCCAUCUUCUUGGGGGGCGAAUGGGUUGCAUGGUCUCUCAACUGGCGGCCAAGUUCGCCUUCUUUCCGCCAUCGCCGCCCACGUAUCAGAUCAAGCAGCUCGACGAUGGCAAGCUCACCGUCGUGUCGUCUUCCUCACCGUCGUCGAUGCCGAUUCCUCACGCUGACGACAAUUCCUUGGACGUGUUGCUGAUUGAUACUAAGCGCGGCAAUAAGAUUGUUGCUUUUUAUCUGAGGAAUCCGUAUGCUCGCCUCACUUUGCUCUACUCGCACGGCAAUGCUGCUGACCUUGGCCAGCUCUAUGACCUCUUUGUGCAGCUCAAAGUCAAUCUCAGAGUUAAUCUCAUGGGAUAUGACUAUUCUGGCUAUGGAGCUUCUACCGGUAAGCCUAGUGAAUCCAAUACCUAUGCUGAUAUAGAAGCAGUAUAUCAGUGCCUUGAGACUGAGUACGGAGUUAGCCAGGAAGACUUAAUCUUGUAUGGGCAGUCAGUUGGAAGUGGCCCAACACUGCACUUGGCAGCUAAAUUGCCAAGGCUCAGAGGCGUAGUUCUGCAUAGUGCAAUUCUUUCUGGUCUCCGUGUCCUCUGCCAUGUCAAGUUCACAUUUUGCUUUGACAUUUAUAAGAACAUCAACAAAAUUAAGAAGGUCAAGUGUCCCGUGCUGGUGAUACAUGGCACAGAAGAUGAUGUUGUCAAUUGGUUACAUGGCAAUGGGCUGUGGAAAAUGGCAAGGGAACCAUAUGAGCCUUUAUGGAUUAAAGGAGGUGGGCACUGCAACUUGGAGCUUUACCCUGAUUACAUCCGCCAUCUUUGCAGAUUUAUCCAAGAAAUGGAGAAUAUAACUACAGCAAUCCGCCUCAAAAAGAUCCGGCCGAGUCUGCGUAGGCCCUCUAACAGGUGCUGCAGAAUUAAAAUCUGGCGACCAAAAUGCCCUGAUUGUUCAAGACCUAGCUGUAUCAAAUGUUCCUGGCGUCCUAAAUGCCUAGAAUGUGGUAGACCUUGCUGCCCAGAAUGUUGGAGACCUAGCUGUCCAGAAUGUUUGAGACCUAGCUGUCCAGAAUGUUGGAGACCCAGCUGCUUUAAAUGUUGCUGGCGACCCAAAUGCCCGAAAUGUCCAAAAUGUUCGAGACCGAGCUGCUGCAUGAAAUGUUUUAGCUGGCAAUGGUGUAUGGGAACACAAAGUGGGUUAAAUGGAAAGGAGGAGGAUGGCUAAUGCCAUUAUGUGCUUUGUAUAGAUUGCUGAACUUUGCUAACAGCCCUCUAAUCUUGUGUAGUAGUGUACCAAAAGGAGGAAGUAGUUGUUACUUGUUGGAUACUCAAAGAAAUUUGUAAUUUAAUUAUUUUAUUGAUACUGGUGUAUUCUUAAACUUUAAUUUGAUAUGGGCUCUUUUGGUAACA
Molecule: messenger RNA, 1914 nt
Organism: Alnus glutinosa
Lineage: Eukaryota; Viridiplantae; Streptophyta; Magnoliopsida; Fagales; Betulaceae
Exons: 5
Coding region: 539-1729 (396 amino acids)
Source: RefSeq, a predicted model, not a curated record